AUGGCGGGUCUCGGCGCGCGGGGCGGCAGCGAACCUCUAGGCAGUGAGCUCCACGGAGCAGGCGCCGCGGAGGGAGGGGCGGGGUCCUUAGACGUGCGCACGCAGCCAAUCGGCGGUCACGCAGCGGUCGGCUCCGAAGCUCAGCGACGCCGUCCUCCGGUGGGCGGAAGUGACGGAAGGUCGCGUCAGGCGCUCGGUAGGGUGAGCGAGAAGGGACAUAAGCACCGUGAGCGACCUGUGCGCGAGGAGGCGCUGUGGGGACUGAGGCACAGCCCCUCUGAGGAAAGCCGGGAUUUGACGUUUCGAUGCCUGCCGAGCCGCGGCUCGUCCCCCGGAGCGACAGGUAGAAGUGGCAGCAUCCUGCUCCGCCUACUAAGCCGGGUCCUCCGGAAGCCCUGGGCUGCCCCGCUGGUGUUACCUUCUGUGCAUUCUCUCCUAAACCUGCACGUUAUUCACGACUUUGUUCCCGAAGUUAAUUCACCCACCGUCAUGACUAUGGACAAAAGUAAACAAGUAAAUAAAGUUCCCUCGCCUGGCGAUGGUGCAAGCCUAUCUACCUGCUGGAGGAUGGAAUCAGGCAAACUUAUGAAGGUUGGAAGGAUCUGGAAUCCUGCCGUGUACCUCAAGGUGAUCAACAACUUAGAGGUUAAGACCCACUGGAAACCCAGUCUGUGCAUCAGGUUUCUCCUGAAGCUGGGCUGGGUUGGAAUGUGCACACCUGGCUCGACCAAAAGAGGCGCAGCUUAGGGGCGGCUUGGACCCAGCUCACGUCUGAACUUGGCAGCUUUCCUGAGCCUGCCUAGGAAAGCGGGCUGGAGUGCAGGCGCCCCAGGGCUCUCUGGAGAAGCAGCAGCAGCAGCAGCACUACGCCUGGCUCUGGUGCCUCAUUUCCUUGGAGAGGACGCCUGAAGGAAUAGCACUCAGCAGAGUACAGGCCCUGUAACAGUGCAGUGCAGCGACAUCAGCUGGCGUCUUUCUGCUGAGGACCUCUGGACAGAUGAGCCUGGUGCUUGGCAGUGAUCCGUACAUAGAUAACCCUCGGUGUGAAAGGGAAGUGAACCCGGAACCUGGGACAGCUGGC
This is a messenger RNA of Apodemus sylvaticus (European woodmouse), 1081 nucleotides long. RefSeq lists its product as uncharacterized. Lineage: Eukaryota; Metazoa; Chordata; Mammalia; Rodentia; Muridae. The record is from RefSeq and is a predicted model, not a curated record. The coding region runs from base 1 to 747 and encodes 248 amino acids. The transcript has 4 exons.